Messenger RNA from Cotesia congregata, 1434 nucleotides. The record is from the annotation of a GenBank genome assembly. NCBI's taxonomy places the organism in Eukaryota, Metazoa, Arthropoda, Insecta, Hymenoptera, Braconidae.
AUGAAUAUUUUAAUAAAAGUAUUGAUUGCUUCGGUGAUUGUCUCUGUGUGUCAAGGUUGUGCAGUUUUAUAUUCAAAUAGAAUUGAAAAACGACAUACUAAAGUUCGAUUGUCUUCUUGGACUGUAGUAAUAGAUAGAAAUUCUUUUGCGUUAAGAACUUUGGAUGAAAAAUUCGUCGACUACGGGACGCUUAUUCAUCCUCAGGCUGUUCUUACACUGAAUUCAACAGUACUUUACAAACCAUUCAGAAACUACAAGUGCCUCGGCGGAUGCGGAGAUUUUCAACCUUCAGCGCUGAGCAUAAAAAAUUGUCAAAUUCGUGAUUUUGGGCGAAUAUUCAGUGGACAUCUCGAUGCAAAUAAACAUGCAAACCCCAGCAAUACUUUCGCUAUUAUUAUUCUAAAGACCCCGUUUGACUUAGGCAACAAAAUAAGCGUCAUCAAUGUAUCGAGCAAGCCAAUUAAUUCUAACCGCUGUUAUUUCUACGGUGUAACCGCACUAUCAAUAAUCAACAAAAAUAAUCUCCGUGAAAGAAAUGUUUCACCCGUAUCUCCGUAUAGAGCGAUAACGGUGAAUGGUUCUGCACAUUCGUAUAAGUGUGGUGGUGUUAAUUAUACGCAAGUUGUUGAAGAUACUUAUUUGAAGGUGGAAAAAAGCGAAAUUGUGUUCAAGUAUAACUACCGUGCAACUCCAGUGGUGUGCCAGAAUAAUAAAACGAAUAAAUAUGAACAAGUUGGAUUUUUGAGUUUGUAUGCAGACACUAGAAAACCGUAUGCGCAACAACGAAGGGAAGUUUUUAUUGGUACUACUUUUGGUCAUAAAAGAAUUUAUCAAAUUUUGAAUAAGUAUUUAAAUUAUUCAUCUAUUCUUAAAUCUCCUUCUAUUCAAAAUUCUACUCAUAUUCCCAAACCUGCUCCUAUUGAAAAUUGUACUCACAUUCCUAAACACAAUAAUACACAAAAUUCUACUCAUAUUCCCAAACCUGCUCCUAUUAAAAAUUCUACUCACAUUCCUAAACAAAAUAAUACUCAAAAUCCUACUCAUAUUUCUAAACAAAAUCAUAAUAAAACUCCUAAUAUUUCUAAACAAAAUCAUAAUAAAACUACUAAUAUUUCUAAACAAAAUUCUACUCAUAUUUCUAAAAAAAAUCAUAAUAAAACUACUAAUAUUUCUAACCAAAAUCAUACUCAAAAUUCUACUCAUAUUUCUAAAGACAAGUCUACUACUGAUAACUCAACUGAAAUUGAUAAGACCACCGUUUCUAACGUUAAAAUGUCUGAACAAAAAAAUGGUAAAAAUUCUGCUCAUAUUUCUAAACAAAAAAAGAUUAAAAAAUCAACUCAUAUUUCUAAACACAAAGCUCCUGAUAACUCAACUCAUGUUGAUAAAACCACCGUUUCUAAAGUUGAAACGGCUACUACUAAAACUGAUUAA